GUUCGCUCAGACGAGAAGCCACAGACCACAAUUAUUUUAUUUGACUAUUAAGUCUAUUAAAAUUAUCAAUUUUAUUUUAAUAAUCAAUAUAAAAAGAAUCCUGAAGAAAUAUUUGGACCACUAGUCAUUCGUAUCUUUGUUGCACGGCAAUGUAACUUACAAAGAUGAGAAUUUUCCCUACUUUGUGUCUUUGUACGUUGUAUGUACCGAAUAUGAGUGGCUCUAUGUAGCUGGUUCUAUCAACAUUCAAAUUGUUUGAGCUGAUCUUUUGCUUUUUUUGAGAGAAAGGAACAAAAAUCGUCGGCCUUUUGUUCUGAUAACCUCUGUUUUAGAAAUCAUUGAAUUCUGAAUAUGACGUUAAAGAAUAUUUACCGUGCUCAAACAAACCGUUUCAACUUGAGUGAUGAUGUUAGUACCAGUGAAGAUGAUGGUGGUGAAUCAGGAUCGAAUGAGGUUAUAGUUGCAUGUAGUCAUGAUGAACCAUUAAUACCACCACGUCAAAAACAUAAAAUGUAUCAUGUUCGUGGGAAGAUAAAAACAAAAUCUGGAAACUUCACAUGGAUUGUGUGUUUUAUUUUAACUAUUGUGUGUGUUGUUGGAGUGUUGUUAAUUCUGGUUGAUCAGAUCCUUGGGCAAGCUCAUUCUGGUCAGAACAAAGUAAAUACUGACCAUAAAAUGGCUUCAGUAAGAAGCAAUAACAGUCAUUCAAAUGUCAAGCCUUGUAGUUCUUUUACUUCAAAAGAAAUAUGGCAUCACAUUAUUCCAAAAUUAAUGACAGAAACAGCAAUUAGACAAAAUGAUGUCAACCAAGACAAUGUUCCCGAUAUCUUGAUUGGAUUUAUGACAGUGUUAGAUGGGUAUUUUGUUGGUGGUCUUCCAAGGAAAGCUUGUGAUAUUUAUUUUAAUGGAUCAUUUCCAUGCUUUGGUGGAAUUUUAGCCCUAGAUGGCCGCACAGGUCAAGAGUUGUGGCGUCAUUAUACAAUACAUGAAGUAUUUGCUGUCAACUGUAAUGCAGACCUUGAUUCUGAUGAUGUUCGUGAUUGUUUAAUUUCUGGACGAGUUGGAGUGUUUGAGGCAAUCAGUGCUCGGCAUGGUACAUUGUUAUGGAGGUUUGGUAAGGAUGACCCGGGAUAUGAAGAGAUAAUGGGAAUAUACACGCCUCAGUUUGUACGAGAUCUUGACGGAGAUGGUGUCCUAGAUAUACUUGCAACUCAUGGUGGUGAUCCACUCAGUGAGCCAAACAGUAAGAAAAGAUUGGUUGGGAAAUUAUUUUUAUUUUCUGGCAAGACAGGCAACAUCUUGAAAUGGCAAAAUGUUCCAGACAAGCACGAGACAUAUUUCUCUCCUGUUGUCUAUUCAUUAUUGAAUGGAACUGACAUUGCACUCUUUGGAACAGGUGGUGAAACCCACCCAGGUUCAUUGUGGGCUAUUGAUGUCAUUGAACUGUACCAUGGAAAUAUUAAUCGUGCCGUGGUAGUUUACUCUGAUAACUACAAAGGAAUAAUGGUUCCACCAGUUUUAGCAGACAUAAAUAAGGAUGGGACAGUUGAUAUAAUAAUGGCUAUGUUUAAUGCCACUGUUGUUGCUUUUGAUGGAGAAACGUUUAAGAAAAUUUGGCAACAUUCUUUUCCUGGUAGUGAAACAUAUAGCACACCGGCAGCUGGUUAUUUUAAUGAUGACGACACUCCUGAUUUCUUUGUUCGUUAUAAUCGCGGAAAAGGUUUUCCGUUGUACUACUAUUCUGAGGUGGCUGUACUUGAUGGUAGAACUGGCAAACCAUUGACACAACCAUACUUCAAGAGUUCCGUAAUGUCCAAUGCGUCACCGCUAACCAUAAGUAUGACAGGCGAUGGUAAUGACGCGUUCGUCUUCUGGAUUGCGGACUGUGUUGGAAAUGAAGGAAAGGGAGACUGGUUCGACUUUGUGGAAGGAACAAAUGUCCAUGAACAAAGCAGAGCUGAUACCUGUAAAUUAAGAUAUAACACAAAGAGUUUUAGUCGAUUGUCCGUCAUGAACAAGCGCACUGGCUUUCCCGGACAUACAAUUUAUGACUCCUUGGAGAAUGAAUGGUUAGAACAUGGUUUAUCCCAGCACAAGAAAAAUAUCAGAAAACGAAAGAGACGCCAUGUUGGGCCUCCAGAUCACGGUGGAUUUCAAAGACUUAUUCAAACUGGAAGAAUCAGUGCAGCGUUUUCUAACAACCAAUCAGAAACCCCUAAAGGAAUCGACGUCAUGAUGGUGACGUAUUGGAUGUAUCCUGCUAAAGUGAGGAUUAUUACUGACAAAGAGAAAGAAUGUAUUGAACACUAUCGAAAUCUGAGUAGACAAGGAAAAUUUGAUAAUGCAGUCAAUAUCACAAAAAAUAUGAACGAAGGAAACUACGACGAAGGUGACGCUGCCACAAACUUAUGUCUAAAGAAAAAACAAGAUCAGGAAACAUUCUACAUCAGCCAAAAGAACUAUGAUUUUAACUCAUUGAGAUUUGGUAAUCUUACUGUGUAUAGGUUUAGGUUAGAAUGCCAAUGUGAUCCUUCAGAAACAUGCAGUGAUUUUCUUCCCAUUGAUAAACAAGGUUGGGGAGGAUAUAUGGGUACAUUAGGUAAUUCUUACUUUAUCCCUAGAUAUAAGUGAUAUCUAUCCAUCGCCCUAUCAAAAUACCUCUGAUUUCAAUCAUGCACCUGUGAAUAGCAUACGCACUAGUAAUAUUCCUUGAAUUAACCACGCAAUUAUAUGAAAUAAACACUCAAGCAUAAAGAUUCGUGUGGUAGAGUCUACUGUGAGGCUAUCAUGUUUUCUCACUAAGAAGUCAAAUUAUGACGACCGCCGACAAUAAAUCGAACGUGCGCGACUGCGCGUAUCCCACUCAGUGAUCCAACUGAUUCACUGCAAUCGCCAUGCUAACUGCAGGGAGUGUAGUUAUUUAAGUGUAAAAAUGUGUUGGUAUUUAUGGUUUGGGGAUCGCGUUCAUUCUCUCCCUCACAUUUUGCCCUCAUCAUAGUCGAUAAAGCGCAAAAAAUACAGCCUGGCUUGAUAUCGUCCGACGGUGUAAACGAAGAUGAACAACAAACAGUCGGAACAAACCCGUCCCCAGGCCAGGGACUUCUGAAAGAUUCCAGGAUAAUUCUGCAGUCUAAUUUUCCUAAUGAGCCGUGAUAAAAUAAGUUGAGAUAAUAUAUUUAAGAAAAAUAAAUUUUCAUA
Messenger RNA from Dendronephthya gigantea, 3198 nucleotides. RefSeq lists its product as uncharacterized. Lineage: Eukaryota; Metazoa; Cnidaria; Anthozoa; Malacalcyonacea; Nephtheidae. The transcript has 8 exons. Bases 352 to 2631 code for a protein of 759 amino acids. Gene Ontology annotation, molecular function: protein binding. The record is from RefSeq and is a predicted model, not a curated record.